Molecule: messenger RNA, 1713 nt
Organism: Drosophila persimilis
Lineage: Eukaryota; Metazoa; Arthropoda; Insecta; Diptera; Drosophilidae
Gene: Irk3
Product: inward rectifier potassium channel irk-1
Exons: 5
Coding region: 156-1478 (440 amino acids)
Biological process (GO): regulation of monoatomic ion transmembrane transport; potassium ion import across plasma membrane
Cellular component (GO): plasma membrane
Molecular function (GO): inward rectifier potassium channel activity
Source: RefSeq, a predicted model, not a curated record
CAACUGAGCUCUGCUCUCCAUCUACUACUACCGUCGAUUGCAACCUAAUUCAAUUAAAAUUAAAACGCAAAUCUACGGGACAAAGUGAAAUUGCCCCAAAUUUCCGACAAUUAUAUGAGGGAAAAGCCAGUUGUGUGGGCAGCGAUAUCGCGACCAUGAGCAGCUCUCCAGUCGAAAGUCUCCCAAUGCAUCGCUCCACAUCGAUGCCUGUGAAGCCCAAGCCCCUCGAGACGAAGCCUCUGGCCCGUUCCAGCGAGAAGGAAACGGUCAAUGAGGCGGAUUACUAUCCAGAGAGUCCGGGAUUUGUAAGGCGACGCAAAUCCAGAUCGCCUGGCGAUCACUUCGAGACGCGCAGUGAGCAAAAUUUUCCCUAUACACACGACUGGGCAGGCAGCACCAUUGAACUAACCCCGGACUCCGGAGCAGGAGCAGCAGCGGCGACCUCCAGCACCGGUGAUGGCCUCAGGCGCAGCCUUCAUCGUGUGAUGGCGAAGAAUGGCAAUGAGAAUGUGGUCUUUCGUCGCAUACCAGAGAAAUCGUGGCGCUAUAUGCGCGAUGUCAUCACCACGCUGAUGGAACUGGAAUGGAAGUACAUGCUGACCCUCUUCCUGGGCAGCUAUUUCCUCAGCUGGCUGCUCUUUGCCGUCCUCUGCUAUGUGGUGUCCUACUCCCAUGGCGAUUUCCUCUUCGAUGAGAUCAGUGGCGUGCGGCUGGGCGAAGGCGACAGGCCCUGCAUCUAUGGCGUCACCUCCUGGGUUACUAUGAUCAUCUACUCGGUGGAGACGCAGACGACACUGGGAUUUGGCGAGAAGUACGCCAGCGAGGAGUGCCCGGAGACCGUGUUCCUGUUCAUAAUGCAAAUGGUCUGCGCUGCCCUGAUCGAGGGGAGCAUGGUGAGCAUUAUCUAUGCCAAGACCGCACGCCCCGCCAGGCAAAUGACAAAGCUCAAGUUCAGCGAUAAGGCGGUGAUCUGCUAUCGCGAUGGGAUUCUGUGUUUGCUCUUUCGUGUGUGUGAUCCACGCGAGCAGCAGUCCAUCGAGUCUAAGAUACGCGUCUACAUGAUUGUGGACAAGCGCACACGCGAGGGCGAGGUCGUUAAAGCCCACACGGAACUGAAGCUGGAGGGAAAUGGAGAGCAGUUGAUCGUGUGGCCAGAUAUUGUGUGCCAUGUCAUCGACGAGUCCAGUCCCCUCCAUCAGUUCACCAAUGCCAGGCUCUUCAAUGCGGCACAGUUUGAGCUGUAUGUGUCCAUUGUGGGCACCUCCCCGGCCACCGCACAGAUGACCGAGGCCAAAACCUCUUAUGUGCCGCGGGAGAUCUUCUGGGGUCAGCGUUUCGUCAACAUCAUUCACUACGAUGUUACCAACGAGCGCUAUGUGGUGGACUAUGAGAACUUCAACAGAACCAUUUCUGUGGACAUGCCAAUGAAGAAGCAGCCAGUAAACGAUCAUCUGCGCCUGGAGUACAGAAGAGAAUGAGAGAAUCCAUUAGUUACAAUAUACCUAUACCUAUACAUAUAUGUAUAUUCAAUGGGAACGAUGUUAACAAUUUUCUGGAUUUGGUGGUUCCUGUAUACACAAUUCUUUUAAAGAUUCAUAAAUAACAAACAGUUGAGCCGUAAAUAGAUUAGUAAAAUAAUAGUAAAAGAUGAACAAAUGGUUCCCUCGAGCAAAAAUGCUUUAAAAACGCACGAUAAAAUACACUAAAAGAUCA